GAAGAAUCCUCUUUGCAGAUCCCCAGCUGACGGAACCCUGUGACAGAUCCAAGUUCGUGCAGACGACUCAGAGGGAACAAAGUGAUUGAGGGAUGUGAGAAAGUGCCUUUUGCAUUUUAUGAAGUUCCUUUCGACCACAUACCGUUUCAGACAAAAGAAGGUGUUUCUUUCAGAGCCGCGUCGUGGCAGGCGGUGAGACACAAGAUGCCAACAUCACUCGUUCCUCGUUUCUCGCGUCUCUUGCACGCGGUUUCGUGUUUGUUUCUUCUGCUCGCAACAAGUAUACCUUCCAGUGACGCGCAAACAUUGACCAGUAUCGCGCCACGGGCAGCCUGCAACGCAGACGUGCAGUGUUCCGGUACUCAAGGGAGAGUUUAUCUGAUCUUUGCAUGCAGAAUUCCUAGCGGUCCACCUCGUGGGAUAGCGAUACUACAGUGCGUAACACAAUACAGCAAAAUUGCAACUUGUAAAAAAGAAAAAGAAUCUCCACACCUAGGUAAAGGAAAAUGCGGCCCGGUUGGCGGUGGCGACCUGUGCAUUUGCAAUCCCUUUUGGGAGGGCAACAAUUGCAACCAGCAGAUACGGAACAUUGACAUUGAGUACGAGGCUGGAGUCAUGUCCGGUGGCCUUGCGGGGAUCGUAAUCGGCAGUCUCAUCAUUAUCCCGCUCUCGACCGGGAUCCUGCUGUAUGCGAUGCACAUAAAAGACUGCUUUGACGACUGAGCAAGGCGGAGGUUUAUCUUUGCAGCGCUGCAGCAGAAAUGGUUGAUGUGAAUCUAGGAGUAGUUGUGAAGGUAGCCAGAUCAUGAAGAUGUCCGGCGCGGAAGAAUCGCGGGCCGUCUUGCAAAAGCGAACGCAUGACGUGCCGCGCGCGCGAGAAAGAGCUUUCGUGUCUGUGAAUCGCCGGCCGGACAGGCGGUUUGCAGCACAACCGCGCACUUCACGUCGCAGUAAAGGUUCUGUGGCGUUCGCGUCUUGUUCUCCCAUGAUUCACUGGAAAAUUAUGCCUGCUCUUGAAUAAGUACAGCGUCC
Messenger RNA from Amoebophrya sp. A120, 1032 nucleotides. Lineage: Eukaryota; Dinophyceae; Syndiniales; Amoebophryaceae. The record is from the annotation of a GenBank genome assembly.